Tripterygium wilfordii is the source of this 1305-nucleotide messenger RNA. RefSeq names its product indole-3-pyruvate monooxygenase YUCCA2-like. Gene Ontology annotation, molecular function: N,N-dimethylaniline monooxygenase activity; flavin adenine dinucleotide binding; NADP binding. The transcript has 3 exons. The record is from RefSeq and is a predicted model, not a curated record. NCBI's taxonomy places the organism in Eukaryota, Viridiplantae, Streptophyta, Magnoliopsida, Celastrales, Celastraceae. Gene Ontology annotation, biological process: auxin biosynthetic process. Bases 1 to 1305 code for a protein of 434 amino acids.
AUGGGGUACUUGAAAGAAGUGCAAGGAAAAGGAGUUCAUGACCAUUUCAAUAACAACAAAAUUGUUGUUAUGUCGUCUUCAGGGAGUUGUGUAGGGGUUCCUGGGGCUGUAAUUGUUGGUGCUGGUCCAUCUGGGUUAGCCGCAGCUGCUUGUCUCAAACAAAGAGGUGUUCCAAGUCUGAUCAUUGAGAGGUCUAAUUGCAUAGCUCCAUUGUGGCAACUCAAGACAUAUGACAGACUCUGUCUCCAUCUCCCUAAACAGUUUUGUGAGCUCCCUCUAAUGCCAUUCCCAGCCAAUUUCCCAUCUUACCCUACCAAAGAACAGUUUGUGGCUUACUUGGAGGCUUACAAAACCCAAUUCGGUCUCGAACUGGUUUAUAAUCACACAGUGCUGAGCGCGGAAUUCGAUGAUCAAUGUAGGUUCUGGAGGAUCAAGACUAUAGGGAUGAAACAAGAGGAGGAGACUGAGUAUGUUUGUCGAUGGCUGAUCGUUGCGACCGGAGAGAAUGCUGAGGAGGUUGUGCCUCAAAUUGAAGGGAUGGAAGACUUUGUUGGUACUGUUUUACACACAAGUUCAUAUAAGAGUGGUGAGUUGUUUAGUGGGAAGAAUGUUUUGGUUGUAGGUUGUGGCAAUUCAGGCAUGGAGGUCUCUCUUGACCUAUGCAACUUCAAUGCUCAUCCUUCUAUUGUUGUUAGAGAUUCGGUGCAUGUUUUGCCUCAAGAGAUGCUAGGGAGAUCAACCUUUGGAUUAUCAAUGUGUUUGCUUAAAUGGCUUCCUAUUCGCCUCGUCGAUCAAUUCUUACUCCUAAUCUCGUGGUUUAUGCUUGGCGACACAGCUGAAUUAGGCCUCACUCGCCCGGAACUCGGUCCUCUUGAACUCAAGAAGGUGUCCGGCAAGACGCCAGUAUUAGACGUCGGUACUCUCUCCAAGAUCAGAAGUGGAAACAUUAAGGUUUUUCCUGGAAUAAAAAGAUUAAAAAGACAUUCUGUUGAGUUUGUGAAUGGAAAAGUUGAGAACUUUGACGCAAUCAUCCUUGCAACGGGUUACAGAAGCAAUGUGCCAACAUGGUUGAAGGAGAGUGGUAUGUUUUCAGAUAAAGAUGGAUUACCUCACAAGGCCUUCCCGGAAGGAUGGAAAGGAGAAAGUGGACUAUACGCAGUAGGGUUUACCAAGCAUGGCCUACUAGGCUCAUCGAUUGAUGCUACCAGGAUUGCACAAGACAUCGAGGUUCAGUGGAAAGGCGAGGCCACACAUUUCAUGUCCUUCCCUCAUGCACCGCCCACACAAUCAUUGCUUAAAAGUUGA